Callorhinchus milii (elephant shark) is the source of this 5396-nucleotide messenger RNA. Its product is annotated as LON peptidase N-terminal domain and RING finger protein 2. The record is from RefSeq and is a predicted model, not a curated record. The coding region runs from base 183 to 2483 and encodes 766 amino acids. The transcript has 12 exons. Gene Ontology annotation, molecular function: protein binding. Lineage: Eukaryota; Metazoa; Chordata; Chondrichthyes; Chimaeriformes; Callorhinchidae.
ACCGAGCGAGUGAGCGCCGGCUCCGGCCAAGCGGAGCGGAGCCGAGCUCCGGCCUCACUGAGCCCUCCGGACACCCAGCACUGAGCACCAGCCGCACUGAGAGCGGAGCCCCGGACACUCGGGCACCAGCUCCGGACACACACACACACACCCUUUGUGUUGUUUGCCGCUCACACAGGAGGAUGGAGACGCACAGCGAGAUGCUGGAGUUGGCGGAGGAGGCUUUCCGGGCCCGUAACUACGAGCUGGCGGCCGAUAUCUACGAGUGUCAGCUGCAGGAGCGCGGGCCCGAGCGCCGCCUGUACCUCGGCAAGGCCCGCUCGCUGGCCCGCUCCGCCCGGCUCAACGAGGCCUUCGAAACGUACCAGAAAGCCUCGGAGCUGGGCCGCCUGCUGCCCGAGAACCUACAGGAGCUGCUGGAAGCCAUCGCCGCCAGUAUCCGGAGCAAAGACCUGGACCGGCAGCGGAGGAAGAAGCCGGAGCGACAGCCCCAGACUGCGGGCCGAGUCGGGGGCUCCCACACUCCCAGGUCGAGCGACGAGGAAGAGGAGGAAGCGGAGUCGGACGUGUUCAGCUGCCGCCUGUGCCUGGUGUUGCUGUACGAGCCCAUCACCGUGCCCUGCGGCCACACCUUCUGCAAGAGUUGCCUGGAGAAGCAGGCGGCCGCCGAGUGCAAGCUGUGUGGGCGGCCGCUCCACAAGGGGCAGGCGGCCACCCCGACCCCCGGCGAAACCCCAUCGGCCGCCGCCGCCUCCCCCGGACCUAACUUCAGACUCAACGUUGUGUUGUGUAACCUGUUGGGCAAGUGGUUCGCGGCCGAGAGCCAGGCCCAGCGUCUGCGGCCCGAGGCCGAGCAACUGUGCCACAACCGCAACUACUCCGCCGCUUUGGAGCUCUACAACCAGGCACUGAGUUUGGCACCUCAUGACUACUUGAUGCUCUGUAACCGUGCAGAAUUGCAUAUAAAUAUGGGAAAUUAUAAGGAAGCUCUUCAUGAUGGAGAAACAGCAUGUACACUUAAACCAUUAAGGACAAAGAGCCAUUUUUGGAAAGCUCGGGCUCUGGCUGCAUUAUGCAGAAGUGAAGAAGCUUUGAAAGAGUAUAUCUAUUGCAUUGCUUUGAGACCAGACUGGAAGUCAGUAAAAUUAGAAGCACAAAAGAUCUUGUGUGAUAUGUUUUCACCCGUCUUGGAAAAUAUGCAGGACAGCCUACCAUCCAACAUGCGACGGCAGUCAUCUUACACAAGACCUAAACCUACCUUUCUCAGCUCCUUUAGCUCUCCUCCUGCCAAAGAGGAUACAAAUUCUGGAACUUCCAAGAUGAAUAAAAUGUCAAUGCAAGAUUCAGAUGUCUCCAAUCAAGUAUUUAAAAGGGCCGAGACAACUCUGGAUGAGAUGACAGUGAUGACAGAACCCACUCCAUCUAGUUUAACUGCUGGCAGCUUGAAGAGAAAGCAAUCAUGUGACCCAGAGACCUGUCAUAGCUUAACAAUUCCAAGCAAAAUGGCUAAAAAAGGUGAUUUUGGAACUCGGACACAUGAAGAUUUUAAAGCAACGAGAGAAGUUUCUUCUGAGCUUAUUGAUGCAUCUGAUUUGGAAUGUUCCCUGUGUAUGAGGUUGUUUUAUGAGCCUGUGACCACUUCCUGUGGACAUACCUUCUGUUUGAAAUGUCUUGAGCGUUGCCUGGAUCACAAUUCAAGUUGUCCACUCUGUAAAGAAAAUCUAGCAGAGUAUCUGGCAAUGAGAGCUUUCAGUAAAACUUUAUUGACAGAAGAAGUGAUUGUUCGAUACCUACCUGAAGAACUAAAAGAAAGAAGGAAACUUUAUCAGGAGGAAAUCAAGGAGCUUUCCAACUUAAAUGAAGACGUUCCAAUUUUUGUCUGCACAAUGGGCUUUCCAACAAUACCUUGUCCUCUUCAUGUUUUUGAACCACGUUAUCGACUCAUGAUUCGCAGAAGUAUGGAAAUAGGCACCAAGCAAUUUGGAAUGUGCAUUGGAGAUGACCUGAAAGGGUUUGCUGAUUAUGGCUGUAUGCUGGAAGUCAGAAACGUAAAGUUUUUUCCUGAUGGACGAUCAGUUGUUGAUACAAUUGGAAAGCACCGAUUUAAGGUCUUAAGCCAUGGCCAAAGGGAUGGUUAUAAUACUGCCAAUAUUGAGUAUCUUGAAGAUAAAAAGGUGGAAGGGGAGGAGUAUAAUGAACUUGUCCAACUGCAUGACUCAGUAUAUGAUCAGGCUUUGACUUGGUUCAAUUCUCUCAAGGACAACAUGAGGACUCAAAUUCUCAAUCACUUUGGGCCAAUGCCAAAAAAAGAGCCAAGUCCUCAGUCAAAUCCAGAUGGUCCUGCCUGGUGCUGGUGGCUACUGGCUGUGUUACCUUUAGAAAGUCGGGCUCAGCUAGCUGUUCUUGCUAUGACCUCUCUUAAAGAUCGCCUUAUUGCCAUUCGACGAGUAUUGUUGUUUGUGAUUCGAAGACGGCCUCGAUGAUGGAUGAUUGAUCUUUCCUGUUAACCUAAUAGUGGGAUUUACAGCUGCAUUCCAAAUGUUUGUAAGACUAGAGCAUCAAAAGCCAAAUACAAAAGUUUAGUCCUGUAAUUAAACUGAAAAGCAAGAAAUAUUUAUUUCCCAGAAAUAUAUUGGUGAUCAAAUUUGGGAAAGUUUUUUUUGCGCUACAUGGUUAAGGAAUCCAAUAAUAUAAUUAUAAUCAUGAAGUGGAGGAAAUGACAGAAUCUGAAUUCAAAAUGUGCUCAGAGGGUUGUCUGAUUAUUCGAGAAUUGUACUUGAUUUUAUUUGGACUCUGGAGUUCACUAACCAGGAUUAACCUUGAUUGUGAGCAAAGGCAAUGCUAUGUGUUGCCAAAUUGUUUUAUUUUGUUUUAUAUUAAAAUUGUUGCAAAAUAUUCUGUCCUGUUCUAUUCAGUAUGAAAUUGAAGGUGUCCAGGGGUAGAAAGAAGUGGUUGCUAGGCAAUGCAAAUUUUGCCUUCCAUGUCAAAGCACACCUUGGUGUCCAUAUGUAAAAAGCAGCAACCUGUUUCACCUAAUUCAAAAAUUGUGCAGUUUAUGUGCAGCUUUAGUAAAAUUAUGUUGGUCGGUUUCCUCAUUCACUAGUGGAUGCAAAAGAAUUUGGAAUGCAAGAUAAAUAGUUGCUGCCAAACCAUUUCAGAUGGUUUCAUUAAAUAGACAGACAAUAAUGUGCUGCAGGCAGACUCACCUGGGAAUCUUCUGUGCUGCACUCGCCAUCUUAAACAUUGGGCCGACCGGUAGAUGGGGCCCCCAAGUGUGAAAUCGUGGUUGUUCUCGAGAAGAUAUCAAGGGCAUUGAUUAGAAGAUACAAGGGACAUGAGGCCCAAUUAUUGAUUCUUAUCGGUACCUGGGGUGGCAGUGGAUACCAACUUUUGUUUGGACAUGGUCCUGAAGGACCAUCCAAAGAAGGGGCGAAGGGCACUCUUGUGUUCCUUUUCAAGGACAGCAAGAUCCCAAUGCAGGUCACGCUUAUAGCUACAACCUGUGUGCAAAAUGUUUUCCUUUAUGGAUCUGAGCUGCGGAUUCAGGGAAGAGGCUUCCUCUAACCCAUUUGCAUAGCUCAGGAACAAGCAGUGAGGUGGAUUUAUGGGAAGCAAUAGCAGGAGGGAGGGCUCUGGCCUACACUGACCUGUCACUUAAGGACACUGGAGGUGAGAACUAAACUGAAAUAAAUCAAAGUCAAAUGGCUUUCUCUAGCAUUGAUGAAUACAACCCUCACUACAAAGUUAAUGUUAAACUGGAAGGGACAGACUUUUAUUUUGCACAAUUUUAUUAACGGGAAGUUUUUUUUUCUAUUUCACUAUUUAUCCGAUAUAUUAACUAAUGCUCUUCAUCCCAAUUAUUGGUAUUUACUGGUGGAAAUUAUUUUUGCGAGUUUUUUAAAAAGUUACCAAUGUGCUUCCACUUGACCGGUGUACUGAUGACUGGUAAAUCUAAUAUUGGUUGUACCUCCUUUAUUCUAAUUUUUUAAUUGUUUGACUUCUCAUUUAUCAUUGAAAUAAACCUUCAGUUUGUAAUAGUUGAGCCUUGUUAACACAAAUGUUAUAAUUUGUGUUAUGAGCCUUUUAGCUGUAGAAAGGAAGCUCUUUAAUUGAUACAGGAAAAUGUAUAUGAACUGAUGCUUUCUUCCCCAACUCAUCCCAGUUAUUUAUAUUUUCUGCCUCCUGAUCUUCAUUUAUUUGCUCCUUAUAUUUUCUCUUUCCUUUAAAUUUUGUAACAGAUUAACUCCACAUUGUUCAGUCAGAUCAGUAUUGGUCUUCAUGAUCAUUAACACACAACCAAUUGACUAUUCAGAUUGUGUAUGAACCCCCCACAAGCCUAAUUGUAGUAUUUAAAUGUUGAACACUUGAAUGUUUGUGGAAUAUAUGUGACAUCAGCACAUGCUUAAAAAAAUCAAAUGAGCUACUGUGAAUUGUCCAGGUUUGCAAUAUUAUUUUUUAAAAAUGUGCCAUCUUACUGUAUGGUAAUUUACCACAAUGAUCCAUUGUUAAUGUGUUGUAACACGUUUGCUGAAUUUAUACAAUUUCAUAUACAAUUUGACACUACUUGCUUUGAUACCUUAAGCUUUAUGCACUGGUUCUUGAAGUUAAAAGUUAGGAUACUAUUUUUGUUACAGGAAUAUGGUUCACAAUAAAAGAUUACCCCUUGAUAUGUCAGAUUUAAUUAAAAUUUGUGCUUAUCUUGGUUACGGUUUCUGAUGUACAGUGGAUAAAAUGCAAAUCUACAAAUGCAGAGAAUAUUUAUAGUGCAAAUAGGAUUGCUUUUAGGAUUGUUGCACUAUUAAAUUACACUCGUACAAUGUACUUGUAACUGUGAUUGCAUUGGCACCACAAAAUCAUUGUCGACACAACAAUUCUAAAAAAAUGCAAAUUCACUGUAGAAUGUUUCGGUUUUCACACUAAAUACUGGAAAAAGAAUUGCUGUUAGUCUUUACCAUGUUGCAAUACAUAAUAAUCAAAAGGGAUCUGGCAUUGAGUAUUUUAACUUCUAAAAUAGACCUAUUGUGCACUGUAAUAUGUAAGAACUCCAGAUCAGUUUACAUUGAUUAUAGUUGUACUUGGUACGCUACCUCAUUGUGAUUGAAAACUGUAUGAUGUUAGCUUUUCUGUUUUAUACUUCAAGGACCCGUGUAAAGGAUUCUUCAUAAAUUGUUUUAUGUGAUUGAGGCCUUUUAUCUAGUCUAGAUAUUUCCAGUUAACUGUUUAAAUGUCUUUAGUGAACUGUUGUGUGGUAUAGCUGGAAAAUAUUAUCUAUUUCCAUUUGUUGCCUUUUGUUUAAAACAAAACAUUAGUACAAUAUGCUGCAAGGUUAGUUUUUGUACAUAUGUAUUAUACAAAGUUCAAAAUAUAUUUAUUUGGAUUAAACAUUUCUGAAAUUA